AUGCUCGACAAGUCUGAGCCUCCCAAGUUGGUUCCACGAUUCAUCAGUCCCUUUGUGAUUCUCCAAGCCAUUAAUGACAACGCCAUGCGCCUCAAGUUGCCUCGCUCGAUGUCACGUGUCCAUGACGUGUUCAACGUUGAUCGACUUAAGCACUAUCACCCCAACGAAGCCAAGUUUGCCUCCCGGCCUAUCCCGAAAGCUACUCCUGUUAUUCUAGACGAAUCCACCGGCGAACAAAUGUACAUUGUCGAGAAACUGCUCAAGAAGCGCCAGUUCAAUCGCAAGUUGGAGUACUUGGUCAAGUGGCAUGGACAGCCCGAAAGCGAAGCCACGUGGGAACUGAUGAAAGACAUCAAGCAUGUUGUGCACUUCAAGCAACUCGUCCAAGACUUGGAGUUAAGUGCUACAGAGGCGAUUGACCAAGGCGAAUGGAUCGAGAUCGUCUACAAGCUAUCCGUCUACUUGCGCGCGCAGAGCAACCUGAUCCUGUGCAUGGGCGUGACGUGCCCGAAGAAGACCAACCGGUGGCUGCACCUGGGUAUGGUGGUUGACUUCAUUCUCAAGUACAACUCGCGCAUCACGUCCUACAUCGCCGAUCGCCCUAAUAACGCAGCCAGGCCGCCGAUGCCGACGCCAACGUUCUGGGUAAUAACCGCUGCUGUCAACCCCGCUAUCGCCCGCAUGAAUCGAACCUUCGUCGAGCUGCAGGAACGAUCACUGAUCAUCUCCCAGCAGCGCGGGUUCCUGGAUUCCAUGUUGACGGACCUUGUCGUUCUGUUCAGCAUCAAGGACGCCCGUACUAACGCUGCUGGCAUGGAUCAGCUGCGCGCGGACGAGUUCUACAAGGAGGAGGAGUGGUGGGUCGACAGCAGCUCCUUGAUCGAGUUCAUCGAGGACCUGGGCAUGCACGCCAAUGACAACUGGGGCCUUUUGGAGGACGACGGCGAUGGCACGGCCGGCAGUAAGGCCCACGUCCUGCGCGUGCUGUGCGAGUACGCGGUGAAGUUGAUCAUCCGGCUGCAGAAGAUGCAGGCGGAGUGCGACGAGAUCAAUCACGCUGCUGUGUUGGAGGCGCCGGCGUGCAUGCCGGUCGACCUGGCUAAGAUGCGUCCCAAACUGCUUCGGGAUGCCAUCCUGAUGCCUCGCUUGGCACGGGUGCGUCUGUUCUUCAGUAACUUCCAUCAUCGCGACCUGGUCAAGGCGUACAAGGACGAGCCCGGCAUAAAAUGGCCAUCAUCGAUGCACACAACAACAAAACGAAUUUCAACGACGGCUGGAAUUCUAUCGGCAGGGCGUGCUUCUCACAGCUGCGCCGCUUCUGUUCGGGAUUAG
Aphanomyces astaci is the source of this 1332-nucleotide messenger RNA. RefSeq lists its product as hypothetical. The transcript is spliced from 2 exons. Bases 1 to 1332 code for a protein of 443 amino acids. The record is from RefSeq and is a predicted model, not a curated record. NCBI's taxonomy places the organism in Eukaryota, Oomycota, Saprolegniomycetes, Saprolegniales, Verrucalvaceae.